This is a messenger RNA of Cuscuta campestris, 2422 nucleotides long. The record is from the annotation of a GenBank genome assembly. Lineage: Eukaryota; Viridiplantae; Streptophyta; Magnoliopsida; Solanales; Convolvulaceae.
GGGCGAGGUAUUGUGGACGCCCAAUUGGUCGCCUAGCCUUUUCCUCCAUGGGUGACUGAGGCUUCAGUUUAGCGUCUGUUUGGCAUCUAUUUGGCGUCGAUCUGAGAUUUGAAUUGCAAGGAAUAUCGAAAGUCCAUAGGAAUUGUCCGGCUCUACGAUUUAGAUCGUGAGGUUGUAAUAUCUAUUGGAUCGUGAUCGACGGAGAUCCCUUAGGGAAAUUACUCAUGUCAGAGAAAGGAGAAUCAAAUGGAGUUCAAUCGACGGUGCAAAACCUUGGAUCAACCUUGGCAGAGGAUGGCUCGCCACCGUACAGCGAUAUGAUGCCGCCGGCUUCCUCUCCGCCGCACUCUUACCAGGUAUCCGCCGGGUACGGCGGUGGAGAUGCGCCGCUGACGGAUUCAGUUCCCCCCGAUCUCAAACCUAGCGGAACCGAGCCGGGUAAGAAAAAGCGAGGAAGGCCACGGAAGUACGCUCCCGACGGGACUGCACUCCAUGGCGUAAUGUCUCCGCCGCCUCUUUCUGUGAGUUCCACAGGUGGAUCCUUGUCCCCAACUGGGACGCACGCGGCGGAUAUGGCUUCGUCUCCUAAGAAGAAGUCGAGGGGCAGGCCUUCUGGUUCUGGGCGAAAGAACCAAAUGGCCGGAGCUUAUUUAGGAUCAGCAGGAGCUGGGUAUGGUUUUAAACCACAUGUCAUCACAAUAAAAGCUGGGGAGGAUGUACAUGGAAAACUAAUGUCAUUUUCUCAAAAUGCGUCACAAGCGGUCUGUGUUAUGUCAGCAAGUGGUGCCAUAUCUAAUGUAACACUCCGUCAACCAGCAACAACUCGUGGGUCUGUGACAUAUGAGGGACGGUUUGAAAUCCUGUCUCUUUCUGGCUCCUUCCUAUUCUCUGAAGCAGGUGGUGAACGCACAGGCAGGUUGAGUGUUUCUCUAGCAGGGCCAGACGGUAAUGUUAUAGGCGGCGGUGUUGCUGGUCUUCUGAUUGCAGCAGCUCCUGUUCAGGUUAUUGUGGGGUGUUUCAGCGUGGGUGAGGUUGAACAGGUAGAGAAGCCAGGCCAUCCUGAAGGGCAUAUCACUCCGCCUUCUCCGGGCGCGCUGCUCGUCUCGGGAGCCAAAAGCCCGCCUUCCUUUGGGUCAUUAAGCGCAUCCAGCGGCGGCGGUGGCGGAGGAGGCCCUGCCAGCCCUCCGCCUCUUAACCAGCACCACCCCGAACCUUCAACGAGCAGUCCUCCUGGAGUUGCAAGCUUCCCGUGGAGGUAGUACUAGACAGAAGCUUUUGGAAGGAAACAUCAAAGUCUCAGAACUCUUUUUUCGAAAGAGUUGCAGACGUACAAAUUUGAGCAAAGACUGGAUGUGGGCCAGCCAGACAUUUAACUACUUCCUGUUUUGGUCAGUAUCAAAUGGGGGGAAUCGUUGUUUUGACAUUGAAAUUCAAUGCCAUAUUAAGAAUUUCGUUGAGCCCGGAAGUGAUUUCCCUUGCCCUCCCUUGCUCCCACCUCGGCCUCUUACAUUUUGCCAAUUGGCAAGAGUAAAGGAUGUUUGGGAGGAGUAACCAUUUUGGGCCCAGAGAACACCACUGUUCCGUUCGUGGUAUCCACUCGUUAUGGGCCAGAAUGAGAGUUAUGGGCUUAUCCAGAGCUGAACAAAAUCCAGAAAACAAAUGAGUGGGCCCCCACAAGGGAGGAGGAACAUGUGACCUUUUGGAAAGGGAGGAGAGGUGAACUUUCUAAUUUUCCAUGCUCAUUCCAAGUUACUUGUUGCUCAAGAUUUCAGUUGAGUUUCGAGCAAGGAAAUCUUAUUAAGCUUGCAGAGAUUCUGGUGUCACUUGAUAAACCUUACGGAUGAUAUACGCGAGGGCCUAAAUGAUAAGCCUAAAUGAUAAGUUAGAACUUUGACGCUUUUUCUUGGAGACCAAGGAUUUCAAACUCAAUAGUACCAAUACUGAAUACAUGGAAUGUCGUUUUAGUGGCCGGGAGAUGGAGUCAAGGGUGAAAGUGAGGCUUGACUCUCACCUAGUGCCCAAAGUUAACAAGUUUCGAAAUCUUGGCUCGGUAAUUCAUGCAGAUGGAGAGUUAGACCGGGAUGUUGUGCACUGUAUUGGAGAAGCUUGGGCUAAGUGGAGGUUGACUUCAAGAGUGUUGUGCGGGCAAGAAGAUUUAACCUAGGAAGAAAGCUAAGUUCUACAGGGCUGUAGUCAGACUAAUAAUGCUUUAUGGGGUAGAGUGUUGGGUGGUUAAAAAAAUUCACGUGCAGCUUCUGCAGGAUCUGGAUGUUGCACUAGUUGUGUGGGCAAACGAGGCUGGAUACAAUUGUAAGCAGUUUAAGAUUGCCAUUAUGAAAUCUCAGAUGAAUCCUAUUGGUAAGGGUUGUUUGUCAAAAUUAAGUGCGGGUUUGACGGAGUUCAAGAAAUUGGGACUAAAUGA